AUGGCUACUCUUGAUCCAAGCGGGUACAAAAAUGUCACUUUAUUUGGAUGGUGGAUACAUGACAUAUCACUAAUAAAUAACCAACAUUGGAAUAUCAUUUGGAUUUUCUCAUUCACUCACUCACGCACACCUAAACCUAAUGAUACAUACGUUGAUUACCCAUACGAUUCCAAGAACAAUCUUAAAGUCCAGUGUUUACAUACGAAAAAUAAAAGUGAGUGGCAUCAAUUUUCUCAAGCAGUGCAACACCAUGUGUCUGAAUAG
Saccharomycopsis crataegensis is the source of this 264-nucleotide messenger RNA. RefSeq lists its product as uncharacterized. The record is from RefSeq and is a predicted model, not a curated record. NCBI's taxonomy places the organism in Eukaryota, Fungi, Ascomycota, Saccharomycetes, Ascoideales, Saccharomycopsidaceae. Bases 1 to 264 code for a protein of 87 amino acids. The transcript is spliced from 2 exons.